AUGCUCACUACCACAGUCCGUGAUUAUCAACUUAUGGAUGGGAGAGAUAAGUGGAUGUGCACUUUAUCUAGUGAUGGUGUUUUCCAUGUCGAUGCUCUUAGAUUUCAAAUUGAUUGCUCGAACAUACCAUCGAUGGAGACUCACUUAAGAUGGAUUCAUGAGAUCCCAUUGAAGGUGACAUGCUUUAUAUGGAGGGCAAAUUUAGACAGAAUACCAACCGCAUGCGCUCUACUCAAACGAGGUAUUCAACUGGAAUCCCCCCUAUGCACCUAUUGCGGGAAUGAAGAAGAGGAUGCAUCCCAUGUGAUCCUACGAUGCCCAAGGGAUGUGUAG
Lactuca saligna is the source of this 333-nucleotide messenger RNA. NCBI's taxonomy places the organism in Eukaryota, Viridiplantae, Streptophyta, Magnoliopsida, Asterales, Asteraceae. The record is from the annotation of a GenBank genome assembly.